AUGGUGGCAAGCAAGGGAGAGGAUUUUUUUUCCCGUAUUUAUUCACCUGGAAGGGCAGACGUUGUCAAUUUCCUCCUCCUGCCACACAAGUGGCCACGUCCUUGUCACUGGGGCUGCGCGGAGGUUCUCACCUCCCACCUUCUCCCAGGGAUGUUUAGGGCAAGGGAACGGGUCGGGCUGGGCCGAGGAGGGCCCGGGCGUCGGCGCCCACCCCCGUCUCCACCCGCGGCAGCAGCUGUGGGCGCCGGGCGAGGGCUCCCUGGGCAGCGCCUUUGUUUUCCCGACUCCAAUUACGUUUGCGGAAGUGCUGCCAGCGCCGGGCGCGAAGGGGGCGCAGGCGGCAGCCUCCCCCAGCACCCCACAAAGAUGACACUCGACUCGGAAGCCGGGGGAGGGAGGCAGCGGCGGGUGAGCCAGGCCGAGAGCCGAGUCGGCGGCGCACGCUCGGAUGCCGGCCCCGGAUCCGAAGCCCCUUUCCGGCAGCAGGUGUGCGCGGCAGAGGGUCUCCCCGCCCUCCGGCUGGGCCCGUCGCAGGCGCGGGAGACCAGGGCUGGGCUGCGAGCCCCUUCCCCGCACGCCGAGCCCGACUCACCUGCUGCGGCGACGGCAGCGCUCAGCUGCGCGGGGCGCCGGGAGCCCUGUUCCCGGAGCGCGGGGCGGCGGCUUGGGGCCCCGGGGCGGCGCGCAUCAUCGCUGGCAGCUGGCGCGCUCCUCGGGGGCUGCGGCUGGCGGGGCGGGGCGCGGCAAGGGUUGCGGACCGGGUGGGGCCGCCGAGUACGGAGGCGGAGGGCCGAGAGCUCCCGCCGGCACGACCUUCUCUCACGCUGCGGCUCCUCCUCCUCCUCCCUGGCCGGGGCCUCACCGCCGCCGCCGCUGCUCACUACCGGCUGGACCCGUUCAGGGCCGGGCGCCGAGGACCGGCCGCCAGGUGCAGCGCUCCGCCUCCUGCGGCGGCGGCGGAUGCGUCGACCGCCCGCUCCCGGCCUCCCGCCCGCCCCGGCGGCCCCUAGGGACCCCUGAACCCAGCUGGGCCGGGGGAGCGCGCUGAGGGGAAAGCACUGGGCGAGGCUCCAUCCCUUCCCCUCCCUCUACCCACCUCGCGGCUCCCGCUGAGCCCCCAGGCAAUGGGUGCGGACGGGGAAAGGUGGGGAAAAUGUACUAACAGCCCUUAUUCCUUGAGCGCCUUUUAAGUGGCACACACAUGCUAACGCGAUCAGUGCGUUAUCUCCGCGUCUCUGUCCCUGGUCGACCCGGGAAGGAGGAGCCGGCAGGGUGCAGGAGACACACGAUUUGCCAUAAAUCGUUUCAUCAGAUGAAGAAAUGGAUUCAGAGGGCUUACAUGACUUAGUAUCUAACAAGAUCACAUAGCAGGUCUUUGCUCUUGUAAACAGUGCUGCAAUGAAUAUUCAUCAUCAACAAUCUGGAUAUCCACUCAGAGACCCAAUCUGAAAAUCAGCAACUACACAGAUGACAAAUGGAUAAAUCCACAAAGAUGGGAAGAAACAAGCGCAAAAAGAAGGAAAACAUCCGAAACCAGAACACCUCUCCUCCUACAAGGGAUCACAACUCCUCACCAGCAAGGGAACAAAGCUGGAUGGAGAAUGAGUGUGAUGAAAUGACAGUAUAGUAUUUUCUUUCAGUUUUAAACACUCUAAUCAGAAGCUGAAUACAUUGCUGAGUGUCUACAGUCCCAGGUACUCCAGGGGCUGAGGUGGGAGAAUCCCUUGCGUCCAGGAGUUUGAAACUGUGGAGUACUAUUGUCAUGCCUGUUGAUAGCCACUCCACUCCAAUCUGGGCAACAUAGUGAGACCUCAUCUCUAAAAUAAAUAAAUAAACAAAGAAAUAAACAAUCCAUUCAUCACCCACUAAAUUGACCCAUGACCCACUACUUUAAGACUUGAUAAUCUGAGAUGGAGAUAGUAAAAUUCUUUAAGCAAAAUUGUAAACCCUAAAUACCUCUCUAUUUUAUGUCCAUUGGUUGCACAGUGAUAACAGAACUAUUGCAGCCUGGGGAAUAAGUGAUGGGUUUCCAUGGGAGGUGUGGAGGAUGUCCCAAAACUUGCAUGUUAAAAAAUAUUUUAUUUUAUUUAUUUUCUUGUUGGGAUGGAAUCUUACUCUGUUGCCCAGGCCGGAGUACAAUGGCCCAGGCUGGAGUGCUCUGUUGCCCAAGCUGGAGUUGCCUAGUCUUGUGUAUAUAGUUUUAAAUUGUAUUCUUAUAGGUAUCAAAUAAUCUUCACUACUAAAAAUCAUUCUAAAUGAGUUCUGCAAAUAGUCUAGUAAAUGACAUUUAAAAUACUUUUUAUCAGGCCGGGAGUGAUGGCUUACCCUUGUAAUCCUAGCAUUUUGGGAAGCUGAGGCAUGUGUAUCACCUGAGGUUAGGAGUUUGAGACCAGUCUGGCCAAAAUGGUGAAACCCUAUAUCUACUAAAAAUACAAAAAUUAGUCUGGCAUGGUGGUGUGUGCCUAUAAUUCCAGCUACUUGAGAGGCUGCAGUGGGAGAAUGACUUGAAUCUAGGAGGCAGAGGUUGCAGUGAGCUGAGAUAGUGCCACUGAACUCCAGCCUGGGCAACGACAGUGAGACUCUGUCUCAAAAAACAAACAAACAAAAAAUCAACUACAAAUCAAAUGUAUGAUUCCACUUAUCUGAGAUACCUAGAGUAGUCAAAUUCAUAGAGACAGAAAGUAGAAUGGGGGUUGCCAGGGCCCAGUGUGGAGUAGGGGAAAUAGGGGGUUAUUUAAUCCGUGUGGAGUCAGGCAAAUGAAGAAGUUCUGGAGAUGAGUGAUGUCACUGGUGGUAGAAGAAUGUGAAUGCUUAAUGCUACUAAACUGUACACUUAGAAAGGGUUAAAAUGGUCAAUUUUAGGUUAUGUGUUUGUUACUACAGUUUUUUUAAGUGAAAAAACUGGCUACGAGUGGUAGCUUAUGCCUGUAAUCUCAGCAUUUUGGGAGGCCAAGGUGGGAGAAUCACUUCAGCCCAAGUGUUUCAGGACAAUCUAGUCUACAUAGUAAAACUCUUCUCUACAAAAUAUAUUUUUAAGUUAAAAAAACAUAUAUCAAAGAUGCUUAAAGAUGAGCGAAUCUGAAUGAUUUAGGUUUUAUACUCUUCUUUAGCUGGGUGGUUUUUUGAAAGAACCAAAAAAAGUAAAACGGACAUGAGUCAGGCACUAAUAGAUAAAAACUGAGGGUUUAAAUCAGUGCUGCGUAGAAAUAUAAAGCAAGCCACACAUGCACUUUUAACUUUUCUUGUAGCUCUGUUCACAAAAGCACAAAGGAAACAAGGAGAACGAAUUGUAGCAAUAUAUUUUAUUUAACUCUACAUUCCCAAAUAUAAUUUCACAUUAUAAUCCAUAUAAAGAAUUAUGAUUCUUUUAUUUUUGCAUAAAAUUUAAACAUCCUGAUUUUUAAAUAAAAGCCAGUGCACAUGUUCACCGCACAUCUCAAUUCAGACUAGCUACGUUUCAAGUGCACAGUAGCCACUGAGACUACCAUUUGGGCAGUAUCAAUCCAGAUUACCAAUAGAUGAGAUCAUGAUUCUCAGGAGAAUCUGGACAAUCAGAUCAUAACCAUUACAAUUUAGACAACCGUAGAACUAACCUGCUACAUGCAUGGCCUAUCUCAUGGUGUAUUAAUAUGAUAAGUUGAUUUUUUAAAAUCGGUCCUGGUGGAAAAAGAAAAAGCUACACAUUUCCCAGUUUAACGACACUCCUGCCUAUAUUCUAAGGGAAAUAAUAUAUUAACUCUGUCUAUACAUUAUUUUGCCUACCUUGAUAUGGCAAUUUAACCACAUAAUGAGUUUCUCCCAAUACCUGUCCUACUAACUUACACCACUAUGGUCAUAGUUUGACUUGCUUGAAAGAUUGAGGGUGAUAAGCCAUCUUGACAUAGAGCUUCCUGCUCUUAGAAAUACUCGACCCAACGUGGGUGAAUUUAAACAUUGCCUCUCAGGCAACCCAUUCUCAAAUCCAGCUGGAAGGGAUGAACUUUUGCUGUAGGGAGAAAUGGCCAGUUUCCAGUAUUCUGUCUGUUAGAAGCUCUCAUUCUUGCUGUAUUCCAUGAGAAUGGAAGACAAGUGGCUUAACCAUUACUUUCCCUUCCUAACUCUUUAUAGGGCUGAUAGCCAGGACUCGAAUAUUAGCUUUGAUAGUAAGCCAAUGCUUCUAUGUCACAAAAGUCCGUGGCUUACUUUCAACAUUAAAGUGAUUGUUUGACAUUGAGAAUUUAACUGACCAACUAUAAGAACUAAUUCUCAGCAUAGCAAAGGUUUCUGAAGUGUUUUGGAAAUAAUGGGUAGAAGUAAAGAUGUAGUUGAUACUGCAUAUUAGUUCUUGUUCAGCUUCUGAGCCGAAUUCAUUCAGUCCCCACUUAUUUAACACUGACAAUGUGCUUAGGCAAUGAAGAUACAUGAUAUAUGAAAACCCCUGCCUUUGUGAAGCCAACAUUCUAGAGGGGGAAGCUGACAAAGCAAAUUGUAGCUUCUAUGAGGAGGCAGUGAGUACCAAGGAGGGCAAAACAGGGAAGGAAAUAGGAUGUGCAGGAUGGGGUGGGAAAAUGUGGGUUGCAAGAGAGUGAUGAGUGAAGAUCAUACUGAUACAGUGACAUCUGAGCGAAGUUUUGAUGGAGAUGAGGGAGGAAACUGUGCUGAUAUCUGGAGAAAGCUUUCCAGUUAGAACAGCAAGUGCAAAGGUUCUGAGGCAGAGGAAGGAUGCCUGGCAAGUUCAGGGCACAGCAAGCAAGGCAGUGUGGCUGGAACAAUGUGAGCAAGGGAAAGGUCAUCUUAGACCGUUGGGAUUCUGUAACAAAAUAUUAUGAACUGGGCAGCUUUUAAAUAACAGAAAUUCAUUUCUCACAGUUCUGAAGGGUGGGAAGCCCCAGACCUAGGCAGAUUCAGUGUCUGGUAAGGGCCUGCUUUCUGGAUUACAGAAUGCACCUUCUUGCUGGCCCUGACAUGGUAAAAGGGUCAAGGGGUUUCUCCCAGGCCCCUUUUGUAAGGGCACUAAUGCUAGUCAUAAGAGCUCCACCUUCAGGACUGGAUCUCCCAAAGGCCCUGUCUCUGAAUACCAUCACCUUGUGGGUUAGUAUUUCAACAUAUGAUUUGGAAGGGGAGGGAUACAAAUAUUUAGACCACAGCAGAGAGUAAGAGCAGAUGAGAAGAGAAGGAAGGGUGGAAGGGCCUUAUAGGCUAUGACAAUUUUUGCUUUUUCCCUAAGACAGUUGAACAAUCACUUGGAAGCAUUUUUUGCUUUUCCUUUUUAAAUUUAUUUCUUUUUAUUUGUAUAGGUUUAGGGGUAUAGGUGCAGUUAUGUUACUUAGAUAUAUUCUGCAGUGAAGUCUGUGCUUUUAGUGUACCCAUUACCCAACCAGUGUACAUUGCACUCCGUACGUGGUAUCUCAUCCCUCACCCGCUUCCACACUGCUUCCUUUUAAAGCCUCCAAUGUUGAUUAUUCCACUGUGUGUCCAUGUGUACCCAUUAUUUAGCUCCCACCUAUGAGAACCUACAGUUUUGACUUUCUGUUUCUAAGUCAUUUCACUUAGGGUAAUGGCCUCCAGGUCUAUCCAGUUGCUGUAAGAAACAUGAUUUUACUUGUUUGUGGCUGAGUAGUAGUCAAUAUGUAUAUACUGCAUUUAAAAAAAAUUUCAUUCAUCUGUCAAUAGACACUUAAAUGUUGAGUCCCUGGCCUUGCUAUUGUGAAUAACACUGUGAUAAACAUGUGA
This is a messenger RNA of Callithrix jacchus (white-tufted-ear marmoset), 5712 nucleotides long. Lineage: Eukaryota; Metazoa; Chordata; Mammalia; Primates; Cebidae. The record is from RefSeq and is a predicted model, not a curated record.